GCCAAAGUUCUGCAAGGAUUUUAUUCAUUAAGAGAUACCGAGGCAAACGGCGGAGAUGGCGACACAGCUGCGUUACCCGGGCAAGGUGGUGAUCGUGACGGGUGGCACCUCUGGCAUUGGUCUGGCCAUCGUGAGAGAAUUUGUUCGCCAGGGAGCCAAUGUGGUCUUCUGUUCAGAACCAUCCGAAGCAAAAGCGGGACAAGCAAUUCAGAGAGAGCUGCAAGAUUCUGGGUGCCCGGGGGACGCUUACUUUGUGGUCUGUGAUGUCCGCAAGGAGACAGACAUUAAGAGGUUGAUUUCGGCCACUCUAGAACGUUACGGGCGCCUGGACUGCGUGGUGAACAAUGCUGGAGCUGCAAAUGUGGAAAAGAUAGACGAUGUGACUGCCCAAGACUUCCGCAACGUCAUGGAACUCAACACUCUGAGCGUUUUGUUAGCAUCAAAGUAUGCGCUGCCCUACUUACGGGAAACGAGAGGAAACAUUAUCAACAUGGCCAGUAUUGCUGGUAUGAUUGGGAUGAAGCAUAGUGUGAUAUAUUCCUCAAGCAAGGGUGCAGUUAUUGCAAUGACCAAAACUCUGGCCAUAGAUGAAAGCAAAUACGGAGUACGAGUCAACUGCAUCUCACCAGCUGGUAUCCAGACUCCUUUGUUUGAAAGGAAUGCAAAUGAGACGCCGAACCCAGAGGCCACAAUCCAGGAAUUCAAAAGUUCUCAGCUACUGGGACGUUUUGGGACCCCGGAAGAAGUGGCUCUGGCUGCCCUGUAUCUUGCUGCUGAUGGAACUUUCUGCACUGGUUUCAACCUUGUGGUCAGUGGUGGAGCUGAAGUUGGCUUUGCGAAGAAGGCCCAGGUGGAUUCUGAGCCUGGCUCAGGUGCAAGUGGGAACUCACAAGACUCCUCCAGCAAGCAAUAGGGCAUCAAGGAUGGGAGGGGGCAACAGCUAAGAGGACAGCUGUGAAAAGGUACCCAAAGCAGGGUGCCUUUCUAGUAACAUAGUGAAACCUGGGUUCUUUAUCCAGAUACUCUCUAACAGCUGAGAUUUUGAGAUUUUAUUAAAAAUAAAGAAAAAGGAA
Sphaerodactylus townsendi is the source of this 1073-nucleotide messenger RNA. RefSeq names its product 17-beta-hydroxysteroid dehydrogenase 14-like. The record is from RefSeq and is a predicted model, not a curated record. NCBI's taxonomy places the organism in Eukaryota, Metazoa, Chordata, Lepidosauria, Squamata, Sphaerodactylidae. Gene Ontology annotation, molecular function: oxidoreductase activity. The transcript has 9 exons. Bases 56 to 913 code for a protein of 285 amino acids.